AUGGCCCGACAAGCAACCUUCAUCGUGGCUCUGUGCGUUUGUGGACUGGCAAUCGCGGGCCUGCCGAGGCUCGCUAGCGCUGGAGACUUGGCAACCGAACAGCAUGAAGGGGACAUCGGAUAUGGGGUUAGGGCAUAUGCCGGCGUUUCAAACUAUGACGGCGAUGACGAUGCUGCAGGAAACCCUGUCGACUCGGAUGUGACUGACGAUGCCAUUACAGAUGGUGAGUGGCCACGUGUUGUAUCGGGGCAGAAGCCGCACACGACUCAGAAAGGCAGCUUGAUCAAGAAGCUGGCAGUACCGGUGGUCGGCGCUCUUACGUCGUAUCUUGUUGCUGACAGGGUGCUGCCCGAGUUGACUUCUGCAGAAGAAGAAGGAACAGAGUCCAUCCCCGGUAAAAAACGUGUCAAGACUGCCGUGGGCAUAGCCGCGUUAGUUGCAGCAGCCGCAUUUGCUGGAUUGGGUCUCGCGAGAACAUUCAGGCAUUUCGUGCCAAAAAAGUCAAAGACGGUUGCGAGUGAGGACUCUGCGCUCGGAAACAGUGAAGAGCAGUAUGUGGAAGGAACCGUGAACGGGAGCAGUGAUCCGGAACAGGAGCGGGCGGGUGGGCCUCUUAUCCCGGAAGGAGACGAGCAGGAAGUAGACACCGAAUAG
This is a messenger RNA of Neospora caninum, 654 nucleotides long. RefSeq lists its product as uncharacterized. Gene Ontology annotation, cellular component: extracellular region. Lineage: Eukaryota; Apicomplexa; Conoidasida; Eucoccidiorida; Sarcocystidae. The coding region runs from base 1 to 654 and encodes 217 amino acids. The record is from RefSeq and is a predicted model, not a curated record. The transcript has a single exon.